AUGUGUGGCUCAGACAAGAAAUUAGGGGAAAUUCGUGCGCUCAUACUUGUUGGUGGUUACGGUACACGCCUAAGACCUUUAACAUUAAGUAGACCGAAACCUCUAGUGGAAUUUGCCAAUAAACCGAUAUUGAUGCAUCAAAUAGAGGCCUUGGUUGAAGCUGGAGUAACUAAGGUUAUUUUGGCUGUAUCAUAUAGAGCUGAAGAUAUGGAGAAAGAAUUGACGGAAGAAGUAUCAAAACUUGGUGUAUCUCUUACAUUUUCACAUGAAACAGAACCAUUGGGCACAGCUGGACCUCUGGCACUAGCCCGUGAACUGUUAACUGCCAGUCCAGAACCCUUUUUUGUACUAAAUUCAGAUGUUAUUUGUGAUUUUCCAUUCAAAGAGCUUGCUAAGUUCCACAGAAGUCAUGGGAAGGAAGGUACUAUAGUUGUAACUAAAGUUGAGGAGCCCUCCAAAUAUGGAGUAGUUUGCUAUAAACCAGAUGGCCAAAUUGAUAGUUUCAUUGAAAAACCACAGGAAUUUAUUUCAAAUAAAAUUAAUGCUGGUAUGUACAUUCUUAACCCAUCAGUAUUAAGUAGAAUAGAACUGCGACCAACUUCCAUUGAAAAGGAGGUGUUCCCAUAUAUGGCAACAGAUCGUCAGUUGUAUGCAAUGGAACUGCAGGGCUUCUGGAUGGAUGUUGGACAACCCAAAGACUUUUUAACAGGAAUGUGUUUAUAUCUCAACAGUCUACGCCAGAAGAACUCUGACACUUUAUACGAUGGUGCAGGAGUCGUUGGCAACGUUCUUGUUGACCCCACAGCAAAGAUCGGCAAGGGUUGCCGGAUAGGGCCUAACGUUACAAUAGGACCGGGAGUUGUUAUCGAAGAUGGUGCUUGUAUAAAGCGCAGUACGAUUCUCCGAGGUGCUUGUGUAAGGCAGCACGCAUGGCUAGACGGCUGCAUUGUUGGUUGGCGGUCAGUCGUCGGUCGCUGGGUACGAAUGGAGAACUGCACAGUACUCGGUGAAGACGUCAUAGUAAAAGACGAACUGUACGUUAAUGGUGGACAAGUCUUACCGCACAAGUCCAUUGCAUUAUCUGUUCCAGAACCACAAAUUAUUAUGUAA
Messenger RNA from Arctia plantaginis, 1110 nucleotides. NCBI's taxonomy places the organism in Eukaryota, Metazoa, Arthropoda, Insecta, Lepidoptera, Erebidae. The record is from the annotation of a GenBank genome assembly.